Messenger RNA from Tachyglossus aculeatus (Australian echidna), 3330 nucleotides. It is a transcript of the gene DHX16, whose product is annotated as DEAH-box helicase 16. The record is from RefSeq and is a predicted model, not a curated record. Gene Ontology annotation, cellular component: catalytic step 2 spliceosome; intracellular anatomical structure. Gene Ontology annotation, molecular function: RNA binding; ATP binding. NCBI's taxonomy places the organism in Eukaryota, Metazoa, Chordata, Mammalia, Monotremata, Tachyglossidae. Bases 26 to 3205 code for a protein of 1059 amino acids. The transcript is spliced from 20 exons.
UCCGGUCCCCGGGGCGCCGGUCGCCAUGGCGACGCCGGCGGGCCUGGAGCACUGGGUGGAGGACGAGCUGCACGCCGUGCUCGGGCUGAGCGAACGGCACCUGGCCCCCUUCCUCAUCGGCACCGCGCGACGCUGCGACUCGGCCGAAGACUUCGUGCGGCGGCUGCGGGACACCGGCGCCCUGGCCGCCGACGGGCCGGCACGGGACUUCGCCCUGACGCUCUGGAGCAAGGUUCCACGGAAGGUGUUGGCGGAGCGUCCGGCGCGGGCGGCGGAGCGGGCGGCCUUGGCCCUGCAGGAGAAGAACAAGGCCUACAGGCUGCUGGAGGACAGCGAGGACAGCGGCCCGGAGACCCAGUCCGCCGGGGCCCCCGCCGCCCCGUCCGCCAGCCGCAAGAAGAGACACCUGAGGCGGAGGCGGCGGCGGGAGGAGGAGGAGGAGGAGGAUGAGGAAGAACGGGAGCGGGAGGCGGCCGGCCGCGCGGAGAAGAGCCGGGCCGGGGGGAGCCGGGCCCCCACGGGGGAGAAGGCGGAGUCGGAGGACGAGUGGGAGCGCAGCGAGCGGGAGCGCCUGCGGGACCUGGAGGAACGCGACGCCUUCGCUCAGCGCGUGCGCCAGCGGGACAAGGACCGCACCCGCAACGUGUUGGAGCGCUCCGACAAGAAGGCGUAUGAGGAGGCUCAGAAACGGCUCAAAAUGGCGGAGGAGGACCAGAAAACGAUGAUCCCCGAGCUGCGGAAGAAGUCGCGGCGAGAGUACUUGGCGAAGCGGGAGCGGGAGAAGCUGGAGGACCUGGAGGCGGAGCUGGCGGACGAGGAAUUCCUGUUCGGGGACCAGCGGCUCAGCGGGGCCGAGCGGCGGGAGAUCCGCUACAAGCGCCGGGUGCGGGACUUGGCCCGAGAGUACCGGGCCGCCGGACAGCAGGAGAAGCUGGAGGCCACCAACCGCUACCGCAUGCCGGAGGAGACCCGGGGACCGCCGGCAGUGGAGACGGAGGUGGAGGAGGCGGGGUCGGGAGCUCCCGGGGAGGAGCAACGGCGCUGGGAGGAGGCCCGCCUGGGGGCCGCCACGCUGCGCUUCGGGGCCAAGGAUGCCGCCCCCCGGGAACCCGAGUACAAGCUGCUGCUGCUGGACGAGGAGGAGGAGGCCGCGGCCGCGGCCAUCGACUUCGUCUGCGCCACCCGGCUCGACGGCGACCAGGAGGCGUCGGCGGGUUCCUCGCCGGCCGGCCAGGCGGAGCGCGACGAGUCGAUCCGGGCCGUCCGCCGCAGCCUUCCCGUGUUCCCCUUCCGCGAGGAGCUCCUGGCCGCCAUCGCCGACCACCAGGUGCUCAUCAUCGAGGGCGAGACCGGCUCGGGGAAGACCACGCAGAUCCCCCAGUACCUCUUUGAGGAGGGCUACACGAGGGACGGGAUGAAGAUCGCCUGUACCCAGCCUCGCCGGGUGGCGGCCAUGAGCGUGGCCGCCCGCGUCGCCAAGGAGAUGGGGGUGAAGCUGGGGAACGAGGUGGGCUACAGCAUCCGCUUCGAAGACUGCACCUCGGAGCGCACGGUUCUCCGCUACAUGACCGACGGGAUGCUCCUCCGGGAAUUCCUCUCCGAGCCCGACCUCGGGAGCUACAGCGUGGUGAUGGUGGACGAGGCCCACGAGCGGACGCUGCACACGGACGUGCUGUUCGGCCUGAUCAAGGACGUGGCCCGCUUCCGCCCCGGCCUCAAGGUCCUGGUGGCCUCGGCUACCUUGGACACGGCCCGCUUCGCCACCUUCUUCGACGACGCGCCCGUCUUCCGCAUCCCCGGCCGGCGCUACCCCGUGGACAUCUUCUACACCAAGGCGCCGGAGGCGGACUACCUGGAGGCGUGUGUGGUGUCCGUGCUGCAGAUCCACGUGACGCAGCCCCCCGGGGACGUGCUGGUGUUCCUGACUGGGCAGGAGGAGAUCGAGACGGCCUGCGAGAUGCUCCAGGACCGCUGCCGCCGCCUGGGCUCCAAGAUCCGCGAGCUGCUGGUGCUGCCCAUCUACGCCAACCUGCCGUCCGACAAGCAGGCCAAGAUCUUCCAGCCCACGCCCCCCGGAGCUCGCAAGGUGGUGGUCGCCACGAACAUCGCGGAGACGUCGCUGACCAUCGAGGGCAUCAUCUACGUCCUGGAUCCCGGCUUCUGCAAGCAGAAGAGCUACAACCCGCGCACUGGCAUGGAGUCUCUGGUCGUCACCCCCUGCAGCAAGGCCUCGGCCAACCAGCGGGCAGGGCGGGCGGGCCGGGUGGCGGCCGGCAAGUGCUUCCGUCUGUACACGGCCUGGGCCUACCAGCACGAGCUGGAGGACACUACCGUCCCCGAGAUCCAGAGGACCAGCCUGGGCAACGUCGUCCUGCUCCUCAAGAGCCUGGGAAUCAACGACCUGAUCCAUUUUGACUUCCUGGACCCUCCGCCCCACGAGACCCUGGUGCUGGCCCUGGAGCAACUCUAUGCGCUGGGUGCGCUCAACCACCUCGGGGAGCUCACCAAGCUGGGCCGUAAGAUGGCGGAGCUGCCCGUGGACCCCAUGCUGUCCAAGAUGAUCCUGGCCUCUGAGCAGUACGGCUGCUCUGAGGAGAUCUUGACGGUGGCGGCCAUGCUGUCCGUGAACAACGCCAUCUUCUACCGGCCCAAGGACAAGGUCGUCCACGCCGACAACGCCCGGGCCAACUUCUUCGUGCCCGGCGGGGACCACCUGGUGCUGCUUAACGUCUACACCCAGUGGGUGGACAGCGGCUACUCGGCGCAGUGGUGCUACGAGAACUUCGUGCAGCUGCGCUCGCUGCGCCGGGCCCGGGACGUGCGGGAGCAGCUGGAGGGGCUGCUGGAGCGCGUCGAGGUGGGGCUCACCUCCUGCCAGGGCGACCACACCCGCGUCCGCAAGGCGAUCACCGCCGGCUAUUUCUACCACACGGCCCGACUGAUGCGCAGCGGCUACCGCACGGUGAAGCAGCAGCAGACGGUGUACAUCCACCCGAACUCCUGCCUCUUCGAGGAGCAGCCCCGCUGGCUGCUCUACCACGAGCUCGUCUUCACCACCAAGGAGUUCAUGAGACAGGUGCUGGAGAUCGAGAGCAGCUGGUUGCUGGAAGUGGCCCCCCACUACUACAAGGCCCGCGAGCUGGAGGACCCCAGUGCGAAAAAGAUGCCCAAGAAAGUGGGCAAGGUGCGGGAGGAACUCGGCUAGUGGGGCUGGCUGAGCCGGACCGCCCGCCCGUCCUCCUGUACGGUUUCCUUUCUAGCCUGCGGGUUCAUCUUUAUAGAGAGACUUUAAUUUUGUUAAAUAAAAUAAAAAACCCCAUCCGAAACAGA